GUACAGCCCUGGAGUAGAUGUGCCCUUCCAAUUAAUGAGUGCCGUCGCAUGUGACAUGGUCCGUAAGAGCCGCGCCAAGCCGGGCCUUUAGCUUAUCGACAGCCCUGAAGGCGUCUCCCGAGGUCGCAACAUCAGACAUCACCGUUUGGACUCAAUUCACCGCGGACAUGCGCAGAGAUCUACUGAUAUCUAUCCAUUCCAAAUAGCUCACGCCAUACGACGGGUGUUAUUGCCUUCUUCUUCUGUGUCGGCAUCAGGCCCUUUCUAAGCCCUAUCAUCAUCGAUGCGUCUCGUUGAAUUCUACCUUGGUACUCUUCCAGCUCUUUGCGAGCAACCAUGACCGUGGCGGAAAGGAUGGCGCACAAGAAACUCAGAGUAGUGUCGGUCGUGGCGGCGACCGCUGUGUCACUUGCUUGUGGGACAAACUAUGCCUACUCAGCCUGGGCGCCGCAAUUCGCCGAGAGGAUGAAGCUCUCCGCGACGGAGAGCAAUGUCAUUGGCACAAGUGCGAAUAUUGGGAUGUACGCCUCAGGAAUCCCCAUGGGAUUCAUCACAGAUAGGAGGAGUCCACGGCUCGCUGCGUCGGUUGGCAUGCUUGCACUAGGACUCGGCUACUUCCCCAUUCACCGUGCGUAUGAGAAUGGCGUCGGAUCUAUGAGUGUCGGGUUAAUCUCCUUCUUCUCCUUCUUGACCGGCGUGGGGAGCUGCGCUUCAUUCCAGGCCGCCUUGAAGAUUGCAACUCUGAAUUGGCCGACACACCGCGGGACGGCGACAGCCUUUCCGCUGGCGGCAUUCGGUCUAAGCGCUUUCUUUUACACGCUUAUAGGCGGGUUUGCCUUCCCUGGAGAUACCGGCGCUUUCCUUCUCCUGCUUUCCUUGGCCACAUCGCUCCUUGUCCUUGUCUCCAUACCGUUCCUCCACGUUGUCGAUCAGCAAAGGGGCACGAGCUACGCUGCGCUUCCCACGAUCGACCGACCGCGGCGUGACUCAAACCUGCUGCGUCGAACCAAGUCUAGUUCAAGCAAGUAUAGCAGCACUGCAGCCCCUCCACGAGAGCCGACAGAUAAUGACGAACAAACUCGUGCAUCAGACGAAAGUUCUUCCCUCCUAUCCAUACCUGGGGACAUUUUGGAAUCUCCUGAGGAACCUGCGAAUCAAUCAACUCAACGCUCACAAUGGAUAGAUGUUACGGGCCUGGAGUUGCUCACCAAGAUUGAGUUCUGGCAGCUGUGGAUCCUCCUGGGGUUGUUGACUGGCGUCGGUCUAAUGACCAUCAAUAACAUCGGUCACGACGUACAAGCCCUGUGGAACCACUAUGAUGACUCAGCGAGCAAGGAGUUCGUCGCCAAACGGCAGCUGAUUCAUGUGUCUGUUAUUUCGUUGGGAAGCUUCUUCGGGAGGCUCCUCUCCGGAAUAGGGUCCGACCUCAUCGUAAAACGCCUGGGCAUGUCUCGAUUCUGGUGUGCCGGCGCUUCCGCCGCAAUCUUCAUGGUCGCUCAGCUUUGCGCCAUGCGACUGGAGAACCCCAAUCUCCUUUGGACCGUGUCAGGCCUCACUGGCCUUGCGUAUGGUGUCCUUUUUGGGGUCUUCCCGGCCCUGGUGGUGGAUGCGUUUGGUCCUGCCGGAUUUGCCGUCAACUGGGGAUUCAUGACGCUGGCGCCUGUUGUCAGCGGCAACAUAUACAAUCUCUUCUAUGGGGCGGUGUUUGAUGCUCAUUCGGAGAGGCAGCCAGGCGGAGAGAGGAUUUGCCUCGAAGGGCUCGCCUGCUACCGUACGGCCUAUUACGUGACCUUUGCAUCUAGCAUAUUGGGCGUUGUGGCGUGUGUCUGGGGCAUUAGACAUCAGCAUAAGGUCCGGAGGAGACGCGAAGAGGAGGAGACGCAUCGUGAUGCAUAGCUAUAGUGAUUGUGUUGCAUUUCCUCAGAUAUAGAACCUGGAAUGAGAGACACUUGAGAUGAAUGAAAAGAUGGACUCAACUUCGACCUCAAAGUCCU
Westerdykella ornata is the source of this 1994-nucleotide messenger RNA. RefSeq names its product MFS general substrate transporter. The transcript has 8 exons. Bases 355 to 1896 code for a protein of 513 amino acids. NCBI's taxonomy places the organism in Eukaryota, Fungi, Ascomycota, Dothideomycetes, Pleosporales, Sporormiaceae. Gene Ontology annotation, cellular component: membrane. Gene Ontology annotation, biological process: transmembrane transport. Gene Ontology annotation, molecular function: transmembrane transporter activity. The record is from RefSeq and is a predicted model, not a curated record.